UCGUCGGUCCUCCCUAGGCGGAACCUUGUCGUAGUCGGGCAAGAAGUACCCGGGCCCUUCCUGACAGGCGCUCAAACAUGGCCGCCAACAUAGAACAAAUAUUCCAAGACUUUAUUUUAAAUAAAAUAAGAGAAAUUGAGGACCAACAAGAAGAAAACGGUCCUGUGAAGGCCUUGGCUUCAGACGCCGACGCCACCGCCAGGACCAUACCGGACUCUGAGAGGGAUGACAAGGAAGAGGACAGCCAGGGAGCAGCCCUCAAGAAACACAAGAAGCACAAGAAGCACAAGAGCAAGAAGAGCAAGAAAAAGAAGAAGAAACGAGACAAAGACGAGAAGGAGAGCAGCUCUGAGUCUGGGGUCGAGUCAGAAGGAGAGUCCAAGCAUCGCUCCAGCAGAACACCCGGAGAGGAGACCCAUGAUGGAGACGGCAAUCGAAAAGCCAGUCGGCACAAGCAGCGCUUGACGGGGAAGAAGAAGAAAAGGAGGCGGAGAAAAGAAGAUGGCCGAAGCUCGUCCGAGUCAGGGGGCAGCCAGAAGGGUGGCCGCCGGGGCUCCGGCUCCACAUCCCGCCGGCAGGAAGACCUCCCAGACAUCAUUCCCAAGCAGGACAGCUCUAAGGCCGGAGGAGCCGACCCCGGGAGAGGGGGUGGGAGGAGCCAGACCUCGCGCUCCCAUGUCCCGUCCCGCUCGCGCUCCCGCUCUGCGCGGAGAGCGCACCGCUCGCGCUCGCGCUCCAGGCGGCGCAGCCGGAGGUCAAGGUCCCGCUCCCGCUCAAGGUCCAGGCGUCGCAGAACUAAGUCCACCUCCAGGUCAAGGUCCCAGUUCGGCCGGCGAUCCAGGAGGACAAAGUCCCGAUCCCGAUCCCGGUCCCCCAGGAGCCGCCGGCGGUCGCCCAAGGGCCGGCGGUCAAGGACCCGGUCUGGAUCCGGGACGAGGGGCUCUGGACCGGACAAGAAGCCCUCCCUCGACCCAGCCGCCGGUGGGACGGAGCCCUCCGAUCCCUGCCUUCCUGGCAACGAACCCCAGGUCCCUGACCCCGUCGUAGAGCCGGCGGCCCCCACCCCGCGGGACCCCCUCAUCCCCUCCCCGGACCCUUCGCCCCCAGAAGCCGUGGCUGUGAAGGCGGCGGGGUCAUGGAGACCACUGCCGCCCUUGGAGGUCAUGACCUCCGCCAGUUCGUCACGGAAGGACGGCUCCACCAAACCCUCCACCCAACCCUCCACCCAACCCUCCACCCAACCCUCCACCCAACCCUCCAUAGAACCCUCCAUAGAACCCUCCACCCAACCCUCCAUAGAACCCUCCAUAGAACCCUCCACCCAACUCUCUACCCAACCCUCCAUAGAACCCUCCACCCAACUCUCCACCCAACCUUCCAUCCAACCCUCCUCCCAACCCUCCAUCCAACCCUCCAUCCAACCCUCCAUCCAACCCUCCUCCCAACCCUCCACCCAACCCUCCACCCAACCCUCCACCCAACCCUCCACCCAACCUUCCAUCCAACCCUCCUCCCAACCCUCCAUCCAACCCUCCAUCCAACCCUCCAUCCAACCCUCCUCCCAACCCUCCACCCAACCCUCCACCCAACCCUCCACCCAACCCUCCACCCAACCCUCCACCCAACCCUCCACCCAACCCUCCAUCGCACCCUCCGCGGCUGGACCCGAACGUCCGGCCGGUGACCCCGCGUCCCCCCGCCCAGUCCCCGGUGGGGAGGGCUGUGGGGACGGGGCGGGCGCCCCCGGGGAGGACCCGCCCGCCGCCGAGCCCCAGGGGGCAGACCGAGCGGCGGACCCUCCGGCCCAGGAGAGAGGGGAGGACGCGGGGGAGGGCUCUCCGGUUCAAAAAGAAUCCGACGAUCCUGUCCCACUGCCUGGUCCCUGUGACAUACAGCCCGGCGCUGUCGACCCGGGACAUCCUACAGAGAGCCCCCGUCUGUCAGAGAAGCCGCACCCAGACGACGGCAAGGAUACCAAGUCCUCCACGAAGAAGAAGAAGAGGACGUCGUCCAAGUCGCCGCAGAAGAAGAAGGAGGCCAAGAAGAGCAGCAGGCGGAGGUCCAGGUCCAACUCCCGCGCCCGCCGGAGGAGCUCGCGCUCGGUGAGCCGCAGCAAGAGGAAGAGGUCUGGGUCCCGGAAGAAGAGGUCCGUGUCGAGGAAGAAGAGGUCCGUGUCGAGGAAGAAGAGGUCCGUGUCGAGGAGGAAGAGGUCCGGGUCGAGGAGGAAGAGGUCCGGGUCCCGGAGGAAGAGGUCCGGGUCCCGGAGGAAGAGGUCCGGGUCCCGGAGGAAGAGGUCCGGGUCCAGGCCGCGGAGGAGAUCCAGGUCCAAGUCCAGGUCCAAGAAGAAAUCAAAGUCAAGGUCCCCGGCCCGGCGGUCCAGGAGGUCGCGGUCCGGGUCGCGGGCGCCGCGCCGGGGCGCGUACGGCGGGGGCUUCAGCCAGCGGGACCGCUGGAAGAGGGAGCCCAGCCACUCCCCCGUGCUCAUCCUCCGCAAGAACCGCUCGCCCGCCCCCACGCACGGCGGCGCCGGCCAGAGCCCGCCGCGCAUCACGGAGCUGGACAAGGAGCAGCUGCUGGAGAUCGCCAAGGCCAACGCAGCGGCCAUGUGCACCAAGGCGGGCGUGCCCAUCCCGGACAACCUGAAGCCCAGGCUGACCGGCCAGCUGCUCAUGCCCCUCACCAUGCCCAUGCCCAACAUGGCCAUGAAUGCAGCCAUGGCCAGCAUGACCGCCGCGACGAUGACGGCGGCGCUGUCCAGCAUGGGGGCCCUGGCUGCCAUGCCCCCCCUGCCCUCCAUCACCAAUAAGCCCCCGCCCGGCCUCCCCCAGCUCAACAUGGCCGCCCUGGAGGUGGUGAAGAAGAAAGUGACCAAGCAGGCCAACAGCAUCAGCAUCAAGGAGUUCACGGAUAAAUGCAAGAUGAUCGUGGACAGCAAGGGGGAGCUGCCUGUGGCCCAGCCUCACGUCUCAGAUGAGGAGGACGAGGGGAAACCCUUCGGGAGCGCAGCCCUGCGAGAGCAGAAGGCCAUCAGCUUCAGCAUCAAUAACAUGUCCGUUCGACCGGCCGCGCGGAGCGAUGCGGGCAUCGCCAAAGAGUUCCCCGUCUCCUCGGGAUCCCAGCACCGCAAGAAGGAGGGCGACGCCCCCGGCGCCUACGGAGAAUGGGUCAAGGUGGAGAAGACCACCGCCGCGGCGGCCAAAGCAGCGGCCGCCGCCGUCGCCGCCGCCGUCGCCGCCGCCAUGAAGGCGGCAGCGUCCUCCUCGUCGCCGGGGGCGACGGCUGCCGAGACGCAGCCCCCCGCAGUCACCCCGGCGGCCGAGACACAGGUGGCCGCCGUGUCCUCCGCCAGUGACAGCGUUUUCCCCGAGCCGCCGCUACAGCCGGUGGAUAUCUCCCAGGCUGUGAUUGAGCGGAUCAAAGCUCAAAGGCGAUUGGCCGAGAACCCUUGCGACGUCAGCGCCAUCAGCAUGCUCAGCCGCGCACAAGAGCAGGUGGACGCCUGGGCCCAGUCCAACACCAUCCCCGGGCUGUUCACCGGCUCCACGGGGGCCACGGUCCUCACCUCCGAAGAGCUGUCCAGCAGCGGGCCCCAGGCCUGGCUCAAAAAGGUACCCCUAGUGGCAGGCGCGCGCAGACGACCACACUGACUCGCUCCCGGCCAGGCGGGUGCACCGCGCACACACCCGCUACGCGGACGGCAGAUAAAAGCGAACGGAACGUGCUCCAUGCGCUUCACUUAGCGCGCACACGUGCCCCCCCCAAAAAGAAGACACAUCUUUGGGCUGCGCGGUGAGCUGUUGGCACCCUGCAUGGAAGAGAGGGGGGUGCUUCUACCGUGGCUUCUUGGCUGUGAAUUUCACUGUUUUUUUUCGAUUUCGCAGAAUUCAGUAACGCGUUUAGGGGAUUCAUCUCAAGGAAUCACUGUGAGCAGGGAUCUAAAACACGGUCUACCAUUUUUGUUUUAAAUGAGGCGAGUGCUUUUGAACGUUUUGGAUGGCCCAUGCAUAGCACGACAUGAGACGCGAACCGAUACGCGUCACGAUGCACGUGUCACAGUAUGAAACGUGUGACGAUUUAUUCUGAUUCAAUGUCAUGUCAUUGACGCUUAUUCAAAUAUAAUUCCAGACUUGGGAUAUAAACGCGGACGGCCCAUUUUAUAUUUUUCUCCAUUACUAACUGCAACACAUAAACCAUAAAGCAUUCCAUCUCAAAAAAAUGUGAAUUGUAACAUUCAUAAAAUCCUUAGUUUUUUUUCAGCCACACCUUAUCUCAGAUAACAGAGGACACGGGUGGUCUAGCGGUGCGUUUCUUUCCCAAAGUUUUUCCACCGCCACUCGCGGUGAGACUGAAGACGAAUCCCUCAAACGCGUUCACUCUGAAACUCGGCCCCCCAGAAGCUACGGAGCUCCAGGCUCCGCCCCCUCCACGACCACGGGCCGCGCUAGCAGCUAACCGCGCGGCCGGGAGACUUGUCUUUACAGAUGCAACUGGUGUCCAUCUUCACAUCUGGACGUGGGGGAGACGGACAGAGAGCUCAUUCCCCCCUCCCCAAAACGUUGGCGUGUUCCUUUUUCACACACACACACACACGCACACGCAGACACACACGCACA
Messenger RNA from Gadus macrocephalus (Pacific cod), 4613 nucleotides. Its product is annotated as serine/arginine repetitive matrix protein 2-like. Gene Ontology annotation, molecular function: RNA binding. Gene Ontology annotation, biological process: regulation of mRNA splicing, via spliceosome; regulation of cell cycle. Bases 78 to 3647 code for a protein of 1189 amino acids. Lineage: Eukaryota; Metazoa; Chordata; Actinopteri; Gadiformes; Gadidae. The transcript is spliced from 17 exons. The record is from RefSeq and is a predicted model, not a curated record.